This is a messenger RNA of Aureobasidium vineae, 582 nucleotides long. NCBI's taxonomy places the organism in Eukaryota, Fungi, Ascomycota, Dothideomycetes, Dothideales, Saccotheciaceae. The record is from the annotation of a GenBank genome assembly.
AUGGCAUCUGGAAAAGCAGCCAGAGUGCAGCUCAGCGACGAUGAGGUCGACGACAUCCUCUACCUGACCCGUACAAACGAGAGCACCGAACUCCAACAAUAUCUCGGUCAACUGUCACAACAACACAACUGCAGCAUCGCAGCUCUGCUCGAAAGCAGUGUCGACGAGGACAACGGCAACACACCUUUCCACUACUGCGCUGCAAACGGCUGUGCUGACCUCCUCAGAACACUCUCAUCACAACUCGACCCCUCGACGAAAACCGAAGUCUUGAGCCGCAAGAACGAGGCCGGCAACACUGCACUGCACUGGGCUUCCGUCAACGGCCAUGUCGAAGCCGUCAAAGCCCUUAUCGACAGCGGCGUAGACGUCUGGGUCAAGAACGCCGCCGGACACCUCCCAGUCUUUGAAGCCGAGCGCGCAGAAAAGGACGAGGUGGUCGCAACACUGUUGAUUGCCGGUGGAAAGGAAGACGAGGAAAAGUCAAGGGCACAAGAAGGCGAGGCUACCGAGGAAGAGAAGGCAGAGGUGGAUGUUGAGGCUGCGACGAGCCAGAUGGGCGAGUCGAGUCUGGAAAAGUGA